This is a messenger RNA of Delphinapterus leucas (beluga whale), 2305 nucleotides long. It is a transcript of the gene MYDGF, whose product is annotated as myeloid derived growth factor. Gene Ontology annotation, biological process: positive regulation of endothelial cell proliferation; positive regulation of angiogenesis. The record is from RefSeq and is a predicted model, not a curated record. Lineage: Eukaryota; Metazoa; Chordata; Mammalia; Artiodactyla; Monodontidae.
CUGCCCAGCGAACCAGAUCCCAAGAUGGCGGCGCCCAGCAGAAGAAGGAAUGGCGGCGGCGGCGCCAUGAGCUUGUGGGCCGCGCUGCUCCUGGUGGCUGUGGCGCUGAGGCCGGCACGUGCGGUGUCUGAGCCCACGACGGUGGCCUUUGACGUGCGGCCCGGCGGCGUGGUGCACUCCUUCUCCCAGAACGUGGGCCCUGGGGACAAAUAUACCUGUGUGUUCACCUACGCAUCUCAAGGAGGGACCAAUGAGAAGUGGCAGAUGAGUCUGGGGACCAGCGAAGACCAGCAGCACUUCACCUGCACCAUCUGGAGGCCCCAGGGCAAGUCCUACUUGUACUUUACGCAGUUCAAGGUGGAGGUGCGGGGUGCUGAGAUCGAGUACGGCAUGGCCUACUCGAAAGCUGCUUUUGAAAGAGAGAGCGAUGUGCCCCUGAAAAACGAGGAAUUUGAAGUGACCAAAACAGCAGUGUCCCACAGGCCCGGGGCCUUCAAGGCUGAGCUGUCCAAGCUGGUGAUCGUGGCCAAGGCGACACGCAGUGAGCUGUGACCAGGAGUCCCUUUGAGGGUGGCUUUUCCUCAUCUCCGCUGAAGGAGCUGGGCCCCAUGAGGGCCCAGUACUGGUUUUCUUGGGGGGUGGGGGCUGUUAAUUUUCUGCCCAGGCUGAUGUUGCCCCGUUGAGAGGGCUUUGCAGGGCAGCUGAGGCGCCAGGGCAGAGUCCGGAGGGCCAGGACUCUCCUGGCUCCCACCUUCCCCUCCCCACAAGGAGUGUGGCUCUGAGACCCACUGCUCUUCUUAUCAGAAGAGGCGUCAGGGCACAAGGUGGGGCUCACGGGGGUCACAGCUUUUCUGAAGCCAGCAACGUCUCCCCUGGAUCAGGCCAGGCUUCAGGAUGCUCCUGGGGGGAGCCGUCCUGCUGCUCUCUGACCCUAAGCCAGCUGUUUUCUUGUCAUCCCCCAGGGGACCAACUUUCAGACUAACUGGGCAGAAGUGAAAUGUUCUUUCAUAUUUAAAUAAAUAAGACAAUUAAAAAGUAACCACACAGUCUUGGCAUCUGGCACUGGUGCCCACCUGGCUGGGCACGUGGGGCUGGGGGCCCCUACUUCCCUUCGCUGCUGGAGACGGGUUAGCUGCAUCACCCUGGGCACAGGGACUUUUCUGCAGGCGCAGACGUGCGGGUCCCGAGGCAGCUGGACCUUGCCGAGCCCAUGGGGCCACGCCCAGCAGAGGGUGAGCGCUCCAGGGCAGACCUGCUCUUCUGCAUCCUGUGGUUGGCUCUGCUUACUUUUUUUUGAGGUCGGAUUGCAGCUCGGUGACUUUAAAAAAGAAACAAAAACCUGCAAGCAAACCAAAAUAAAUAAACGAUAUCCCCAAAGGCCUCAGCCACUCAGGGGAGCCUGGUCUCCCAACAGCAGGGCCUGGGAGUCUGACCCCCACUGGACUGUCACCCUGACCUCUGACUGUGAGGAAAGAAACCAUGUGGCCAUGAAGUGGGUCCUUGAUGAUCAGAAUCACCACGUUGGGGCGACUGAGGUCUCUCUGUUCCUGUCACUCACCUGGCCCUCCCUCAUGCCACCCAGGAGCCCGGUGCUGCUGUGACCCCACCUGCCCCGGGGCCUCAGCGGUGCUGAUGUAGGAAUGGCUCCAGAGAGAGGCGCAAGCAAGAUGAACAGCUGUUCCCAGAAUCACUGAGGGGGACCUUGGGCCCACGGUACUCGGGGCAGGGGCGGGGCACCAGCAGCCUCAGUGGUCAAGCACACAUGAUCUGCACCACACCUCGUGAGCAGCUCUGGAGGCACACACGUCCUCCGGGAGGCUCGCUCCACCGAGCACGACGACCUGCAGUUCUCAACAGGGCCCAGGAGAUGAUUGCCCAGGGCCUCCUGCAAAAACCAGGCAGCUGGACACAGGCAGAGACGAUGGUGCACCCUGGGCCCCGAGGUGUGUGAGGGCCAGACCCUGGCUGAGAGGGAUAUUGAUUCUUCUAUGGUCAGCCUGGAGUCACUUACCACUUCCAAGUACUGGGCGCCAGCAGGGAUGCAGAGCGGUAGGUGCAAUGUGCUGGGACACAGCAGGGCACCUCUGGACACAGAGAAGCUUCCCCUUUACUCCAUGUGAUGUGUGCGUGUGCCUUUAUGGAGCUUUCUGGUGAGCGAAGCCACCCGGCCCCAGGACCUUUGGUCAUUAUGAGGAGCUGGACUGAGCCCUGUCUGGGCUGCAGAAGCCAAGCUCUGCCACCUCUGCUAGUCUGCUAGUCUGUCAUCCAACGCAGCGGGAAUCAAGCCUGCCAACAGGCUGCGGGU